Cornus florida is the source of this 1220-nucleotide messenger RNA. Its product is annotated as zinc finger protein GIS2-like. NCBI's taxonomy places the organism in Eukaryota, Viridiplantae, Streptophyta, Magnoliopsida, Cornales, Cornaceae. The transcript has 4 exons. The record is from RefSeq and is a predicted model, not a curated record. Gene Ontology annotation, molecular function: nucleic acid binding; zinc ion binding. The coding region runs from base 268 to 1041 and encodes 257 amino acids.
UUAUUUUGAGGAAAAAAGCAGGUGGACCGGGGCGGUUCCAGAUAAAGGAUUCAGCGGUUUUCCUCUAUCUGUCUCUCUAUAUAAUCUCUCUCUAACCCUAUCCCUGACAGAUCCGUUCGUACUAUAGUUUCUUUUCAAAAGCAUCAACACAAGCCCGAGGACGACCGUUAUUGCGCCGUCCGGCAGGGAGGAGGCAGCGGCUGUGGUGGUGGAGGUGGUGGUGUUCCUGAUCAGUGGUGGUUGGUGUUGAUAGGGAUAGUUUUGAAUAUGAGCUUAGACAGCAGGAGCAGGAGCAGGAGCCCGCUGGAUCGCAAAGUCCGUACUGAACGUUAUUCCCAUCGUGUUGCACCUUACAAGAGGGAGUCACGUCAGGGUUUCAGCCAGAGCAAUCUUUGCAAGAACUGCAAACGGCCGGGUCAUUAUGCUAGAGAAUGCCCUAAUGUGGCAAUCUGUCACAAUUGUGGGCUUCCCGGGCACAUUGCGGCAGAAUGCACCACGAAAUCUCUUUGUUGGAACUGUCGAGAACCUGGUCACAUGGCUGGAAACUGUCCAAACGAGGGCAUUUGCCACACUUGUGGUAAGGCAGGACACCGUGCUAGAGAAUGCACGGCUCCUCCACUGUCACCUGGUGACCUGAGGUUGUGCAAUAACUGCUUCAAGCAAGGUCAUAUGGCAGCUGACUGUACAAAUGACAAGGCAUGCAAGAACUGUAGGAGGACAGGUCACCUGGCACGAGAUUGUCAAAAUGAUCCCGUCUGCAACUCGUGUAAUAUUUCGGGGCAUGUGAUUAGAGAUUGCCCGAAGACGAAUGUUGUAGAAGAGAGGGGUUUUGGGAUUCGCAGUGGUGGUGGUUAUCGAGAGAUUAUAUGUCGAAACUGCCAGCAGCCAGGUCAUAUGAGCCGGGAUUGUAUGCAGCCAGGCUAUAUGAGCCGGGAUUUUAUGGCCCCCUUGCUGAUCUGUCACAACUGUGGGGGAAGAGGACACCUGCAAUUUGAGUGCCCCUCAGGUAGGUUUAUGGAUCGCUUUCCCAGGAGGUACUGAAGGAUGGAUCUGUUGGUUUUUAUUAUAUAUUGAGUGAUUGGUAUUGUUAGCUUUCCAUGCAGUUCCUUGGAUGAAAGUUUACGUUUUUAGCUAGAACAAUUGAAGUUUGAGACUUUUUUGAGUGUUUAAUUGUUACUUUGAAACUUCUUUUAAGUUAUAUUAUUGUUGAAUUAAAUUAA